AUGAAAGAAUUCCAUACUGAUGGAACUGCAGACGAGAACUUCAAAGCAGUUCGGGAAUCGUUCAGAGGAAAUUUCGUCGACGGUUGGGAGAAAGGCGGUGCAGCCUUUGCAGUUUAUCAUAAAGGAAGGCUAGUUGUGGACUUAUGGGGUGGAUAUGCCGAUAAGUCAUGCAUCGACUCUAUGGAACGAGACACCAUGACUUUGUUGGUGAGUGGAGGUCAUGACUUAUUUACUGCGCCGCGUAUGGCAGAGAGUGUGGCAGCGAUAUGUGUAGCGAUACUGGUUGAUAGAGGACUGUGCAGUUAUAACGACAAAGUCACACAGUAUUGGCCGGAAUUCGGACAAAAUGGGAAGGCUGACAUUACUAUCGAGAUGAUACUUGCCCACAAGGUUUGUAAAACUGCUUCUAUACUCGAAUAA
This is a messenger RNA of Cooperia oncophora, 420 nucleotides long. Lineage: Eukaryota; Metazoa; Nematoda; Chromadorea; Rhabditida; Trichostrongylidae. The record is from the annotation of a GenBank genome assembly.